AUGCGUCUCGCCGCUUCUCUUCCGGUUGCGCUACUUCUAGCCACCGCAGACAUGUCUACGGCUACUUCCAGUCCCAGCGUGACCACUGCUCCCACUGUCUCGCAAGAUAUCCCUAGCACCUUCAUCACCACCGCAAGCAAUUGCACGCACACCGGUCCGACUCAUUCCAUGCAUCGUCGCGACACCGAAGCCAUCACCUCUGCUCCAGCUGUCGCACAAUCUGCAAGACCACCGGUAUUCACCUCCGUCACAUGCAUCGAGGAGUCAAACUAUGGGGAGGAGGACGGAUAUGUCAAGCAUAUAUGCAAGACUUUUGAGUACAGGCUCAAGGAGCUGGAGAGCGGUGCUGGAUGUGCCCUGCCGCUACAUAGCACGCUCUGGGGAAUGGCGGCAGUGGCUGCUAUCACCAUGUUGUUUUGA
This is a messenger RNA of Sordaria macrospora k-hell, 420 nucleotides long. RefSeq lists its product as uncharacterized. Lineage: Eukaryota; Fungi; Ascomycota; Sordariomycetes; Sordariales; Sordariaceae. The record is from RefSeq and is a predicted model, not a curated record.